GAACAAAAUGGCGUCAAAAACAGGAAUAUUUAGAUUUAGACAGCGCAUUUUCGAUUAUUUUGGCUUAUUUUUAAAUGCAUCGGGACACUGAUUUUUCUUUGAAAAGGUUCAUAACUGCAAGGAAUUGAAGUUAUUAACAUUAUGCCAGAAAGGAUGACUGGACCGGGAGACAGUGCAGAAAUCGACGUCGAUGCCAUCAUUGAACAUCUUCUGUCUGUUCGAAAUUCUCCAAAUAAACAAGUUCAACUUCCAGAGACCAAAAUCCGACAGCUUUGUCAGUUGUCGAGGGAAAUAUUCAUGGAACAGCCAAUGCUACUGGAAUUAGAAGCUCCAGUCAAUAUUUGUGGCGAUAUCCAUGGACAGUAUGAAGAUUUGUUGAGACAUUUUGAUGGGUGUGGCUACCCACCAGAUUCAAAUUAUUUAUUUCUUGGAGAUUAUGUUGACAGAGGAAAACAUUCCUUAGAAACUAUUUGUUUGAUACUUGCAUAUAAGAUCAAAUACCCAAACAAUUUCUUUUUAUUGAGAGGGAAUCAUGAAUGUGCUUCCAUCAAUAGAAUUUAUGGAUUUUAUGAUGAAUGUAAAAGAAGAUACAAUAUCAAACUUUGGAAGACAUUUACAGACUGUUUCAAUGCCUUACCAAUAGCAGCAUUAGUUGAAGGGACCAUAUUGUGUAUGCAUGGUGGAUUAUCUCCAGAUUUGUCUGACUUGCAACAAAUUCAAGAAAUUGAACGUCCACUUGAUGUUCCAGACCAAGGAUUGAUUUGUGAUUUAUUGUGGUCAGAUCCAGAUGAAGAUAUAACUGGCUGGGGUGAAAAUGACAGAGGUGUAUCCUAUACUUUUGGUCGUGAUAUUGUCAAAGAUUGUCUCAAGAAAUUUUCAUGCAGUCUGAUUGCUAGAGCUCACCAAGUUGUUGAAGAUGGGUAUCAGUUUUUUCAGAAAAGAAAGCUGGUCACAUUGUUUAGUGCUCCUAAUUAUUGUGGAGAGUUUGAUAAUGCUGGGGCUGUGAUGAUUGUAGCUCAAGAUCUAACCUGUUCAUUUAAAAUCCUGCCUCCUGACAAGAUGAAAUCUAUUGCUGCUCAAGGAAAGAAGAAAAAGUAAUUUGUUACAUGGAAAUAUGUUCCCAAAUGUGAAAGCUUAGCAUUUCAAUACUUAAAACUUUCAGUUCUAUAGUUGGUGCAUAAGCACAAACUUUAAUUGAAUCUAUUAUGACAGAACUUAAUACAGUCCUAUUGAUUAAUUACAUCCGCUUGCAUUAAGAAUUUUUUAUAAAUUUUGCUCAAUAUUAACCCAAACAUUCUAGCAUAAUGUAACUGUGUCUUGUUGUAUAAUGUAUAUUGUUCAGUGGGUUAUUAGCCUAUUAUUGAUGUGUUCAGUGACAUUCAUUGACUAGGACAAAAUAUUAGUCAUAAAAUUCAUUUGUUAUUUUCUUGAAUAUUUAUAGAAACCUUGUUACUAUAGUUUCAAUGUGAUACUUAUUGUUUACAUUGUUAUGUUACAUAUAAAAUUGUGUUCAAAAGACUUUUUUUUUGUACCUACAGUGAUAGACAUUUCAAUACAUAUAAACCAUAUAGAUGUCAA
This is a messenger RNA of Lottia gigantea (owl limpet), 1578 nucleotides long. RefSeq lists its product as hypothetical. Gene Ontology annotation, cellular component: nucleus; cytoplasm. The coding region runs from base 142 to 1098 and encodes 318 amino acids. The record is from RefSeq and is a predicted model, not a curated record. NCBI's taxonomy places the organism in Eukaryota, Metazoa, Mollusca, Gastropoda, Lottiidae. The transcript has a single exon. Gene Ontology annotation, molecular function: protein serine/threonine phosphatase activity.